GUUGAGUUUCAUUUGUAAUUCAUGGGUGACAGGAAAAAUUAGUCUUUCUUUAAUAACGUCGCCAACUUGCUGGCAUAAAUCAUAUAUUUCAAAACAACAUAAUGAUUCUUGGGAUGCGUGCUCCACAUUUACGGUAUUUCGAUUGCUGAUUUCAUAGCGUAACUUUAAGAUCAUGGUUUUGAUAGUCUACUGAAGUAUAACUAAAGUGUUUAUAAAGCAAUCUUUUUUAAUAGGAGGCAUCUGUUUAUCGAAGACUAACUUGUAAUUCACUAGAUUUAAACCACGCGUAAUUAUUGCAGAAGAAUUUAUUAGCCGUAUACUCUAAUACAAACUACCAUUUGUAUUUGAGCAAAUGUGUAUUUACUCAAGAUAAAUUUUGAUAAAGUACGAGCUAAGGCUUAAAAAUCUCUGAAAAGGAAACAAUCAAAGAUUUGAACUGGAAUAUUAAUGAAAUACACUCCUGGUUUUACAAUUACAAAGUUUCAUUAUUGUAAAGAAAAUACAACCUCUUUUUUCAUAAGUUUGAAAAAGUUACUAUCUAAUGGAUAACGCUAUCCAGGCUUCGUGCAACCGGCCCAGAUGUGUCGACAAGGAGGCAAUUACACAAGUGAAUGAAUAAUCGAAUUGAUCCACCUAACUUAGCUUUUCAAAUGUGAACUAACGCAAAUGAUUGUGUGUCACAGUUCCUAAAAUAACUUAUAUCGAAGAUGAUGAAAAUGGUUGUCCAAAGAUAAAGAAAAUCUUCUUCAUCCGCAUUGACAGCAGUGAGGACCACGGAUGGAAGACUGAGUACUAAUGAGAGGGGAUGUGACAUUUCAAUAUGGCUAAAGAACUUGAAAAAGAUGAAAAUAAUGAUAAAGACUUUUAUAAAGAAUAUAGUGAACAGAAUUAUGAUAGAAUAGAGAAACUUUUUAAGGACUUAGAUCAAAAUAAUGACGGGAAAAUUGACGCUGAAGAAUUGGCGGCCGGCUUAACACGACUGCAAGUUAAACAUUCCAAAGGACAACUUGAAAAAAUUAUGUUACUUGGUGAUAAAAGCAACAAUGGCUACCUUGACUUUGAUGAAUUUUUAAAAUAUGUUUCUGAUCAUGAAAGAAAACUUUGGCUGGUCUUUAAAUCAAUUGAUGUAGAUGAUAAUGGUGUAAUAAGUAUAAAUGAAUUAAAAAAAGCUUUUAAGAAAAUGAGCAUACAUGUUACAGAUAGUGAAUUAAACUAUCUACUUAAAUGCAUGGAUAAAGAUGGCUCAAUGAAAAUUGAUUGGAAUGAAUGGCGAGAAUAUCAUUUAUUAAAUCCCAGCGGUCAUUCUGUUCAUGAUAUUAUACAAUUUUGGAGGCACUCCAGUUAUAUUGAUAUAGGUGAAGAUUUAACAGUUCCUGAUGAAUUUACUGUUGAGGAGAAGGUAACAGGAAUGUGGUGGAGGCAGUUAGUCGCAGGUGGAGGCGCUGGAGUAGUAUCAAGAACAUUUACAGCGCCUCUGGAUCGUCUUAAAGUUUUAUUGCAGGUAAAAGCCACUGGAAAGAAUGAUCUUGGUGUUUUCUCAGGAAUGCGAAAAAUGAUUAAGGAAGGAGGAAUUCGAUCUUUAUGGCGAGGAAACGGUGCAAAUGUCAUCAAAAUUGCACCUGAAUCUGGUGUGAAGUUUUUUUCUUAUGAAAAGGCAAAGAAAUUAUUUAUGACAAAGGAUGGUCAAAUUGAACCAUGGCAAAGAUUGAUAGCGGGUUCUAUGGCAGGAAUUGCUUCACAAUCGUCCAUUUAUCCAAUGGAGGUUUUAAAAACGCGACUAGCGUUAGCGAAAACGGGCCAGUACAAAGGAAUGCUACACGCAAGUCAGAUCAUCCUCGAGAAGGAAGGCUUUCGAACUUUUUACCGGGGACUGGUUCCUAGUUUAUGUGGAAUUAUUCCAUAUGCUGGUAUUGAUCUUGCUGUUUACGAGACAGUAAAACAAGCUUGGUUAAAUUAUCAUAAGAACGAAUCUGCUGAUCCUGGUGUUCUUGUUCUUCUUGCAUGCGGGACAAUCUCCAGUACUUGUGGACAACUUGCAAGCUAUCCCCUUGCUCUUAUAAGAACUAAACUGCAAGCUCAAACUGGUGUUGGUCGAAAUGAAACAGUUCGGGUAUUGGUGUCAAAUAUAUGGCAAGCGGACGGAAUUCGUGGACUUUAUAGGGGAAUUGUUCCUAAUUUCAUGAAAGUAAUUCCCGCAGUUAGUAUCAGUUAUGUUGUUUACGAGAAAUUAAGGACAAUACUUGGUGUUUCUCCGAAACACUAAAUAACUAUGGAGAGAUCACGUAAAAGGUUUUCCAUCUGAAAGUUAUGCCUUCUGGUUGCUGUUGUGAGUUUGUUCUUGUCACGUGGUAUUUCAUGCUGUUUGUUGAUUUGCUGAGCAGAGAGUUUUUGACGCAUGCUCUGUGAUAACAUGCUUUGUUGCGGCAUGAAUGAAUACGCGUGGGCUCAUAAUAUUAUUGGUUAAAAGUUGGUCUUAGGAUUAUUAUGAGGAAUGAAUAAAAAUCAGAGAUUAUCCAUUCAUGCGCGCAACUACGUUUAUCAACAAUCGCUACUUGAUGAGCGGAUGGUACCACACAGUACAUUAUUGAAUACAUUUGAACAUAAUGCGUACCAUGUACGAAAACUACGUUAUUGAUGGUGACAGGUACAGGUACAUGGAUUGCUAAUCAACAAACAAGUUACGCUAUAAUAUAUAUACGUGCCACAUAUUUUAAAUCAUACACAAGACUAUAUUGCAUUAACUUACACAAUUUUUAUUUAUAUGUGUAUGCACGAUAAAAAAACAACAACAGAAAAUUGUUAAUCAAAAUAUAAAAGUCCCAGAAAAUUGAUGUACAAGGUAAA
Xenia sp. Carnegie-2017 is the source of this 2844-nucleotide messenger RNA. Its product is annotated as calcium-binding mitochondrial carrier protein SCaMC-2-like. The transcript has 11 exons. Bases 821 to 2263 code for a protein of 480 amino acids. Gene Ontology annotation, biological process: transmembrane transport. The record is from RefSeq and is a predicted model, not a curated record. Gene Ontology annotation, molecular function: calcium ion binding; ATP transmembrane transporter activity. Lineage: Eukaryota; Metazoa; Cnidaria; Anthozoa; Malacalcyonacea; Xeniidae. Gene Ontology annotation, cellular component: mitochondrial inner membrane.